This is a messenger RNA of Carassius gibelio (silver crucian carp), 658 nucleotides long. Its product is annotated as prokineticin-2-like. The transcript is spliced from 4 exons. The coding region runs from base 1 to 516 and encodes 171 amino acids. The record is from RefSeq and is a predicted model, not a curated record. NCBI's taxonomy places the organism in Eukaryota, Metazoa, Chordata, Actinopteri, Cypriniformes, Cyprinidae.
AUGGUUAGCAGCAAUCGCAGCAACAUAGACUUUAAAGGUGGAGAGAGACAGCCUUUUCUCCAACCCUUGCAGCAAAAAGGAAAGUACGACCCUGAUCAGGCAUAUCCGGGGGUCUUCCUAGAGGAUGAGGGGGAUCUGGUGUCCACCUGCCUACGCCCAGAUACACAUCUGCAGCACCCUCGAACGCUCUACCAGGGGGAUCGCGGUAUACCCCCUAACUGCACCUCCAUCAAGGGUGAUGUGUGUGUGUGUGUGUGUGUGCAGGCAUGUGAGAAGGACUCUCAGUGUGGAGGUGGCAUGUGUUGUGCAGUCAGCCUGUGGAUCCGGAGCCUGCGAAUGUGCAUCCCAAUGGGUCAUGUGGGCGAAGAAUGUCAUCCAAUGAGCCACAAGGUGCCGUUCUUUGGCAAGAGACUUCAUCAUACAUGCCCUUGUCUGCCUAACCUCGCCUGCAUUGCCAUAGCUGAUGCCAAGUCCAAAUGCCUCCCACCAUUUCCAUUCCAGGAUCAGUACCUCUGAUGAAGAUAUUUGCCUGUGUGUACCUUGCAAAAUGUCUGUAUAAAGUGUAUAGAUGUAAAACUGUUUUCUUGACUGUUUUUCAGAUUUAUUUUAUUUAUUUAAUCUCUAUGGAAAAUAUCAAAUAAAUGAUAAGUUAUAUAUG